Molecule: messenger RNA, 2146 nt
Organism: Homalodisca vitripennis (glassy-winged sharpshooter)
Lineage: Eukaryota; Metazoa; Arthropoda; Insecta; Hemiptera; Cicadellidae
Product: aquaporin-like
Exons: 6
Coding region: 281-1123 (280 amino acids)
Biological process (GO): transmembrane transport
Cellular component (GO): plasma membrane
Molecular function (GO): water channel activity
Source: RefSeq, a predicted model, not a curated record
GUGCUCAGUCUCGGUCGGUGAGCCACCACGUGAGUGGCACGUGUCACAAGAGUGAACUGUAGGCCUACAACAGGUAUCUGCGUAGUGACGCGUGUGUCUCGUCCCGCUAGCUUAUCACUUGAACAGUGCCUCCUAAAUAUGGUGUAUAACAUAUUACAUAGUUUAUCUUUGUUGAAAUAUGUACAUCAAGGGAUGGAAUUAUACGAAGUCAAAGUGCGCGUGGAUGGCCAUCAUAGUAAUGGUACGAUAUAAGUAAGGUCAACAAACUCCUAGAAAAGACAUGCCUGCUCGGAGACAGUCAACCGUGGACGUGCAGUCGGGAAGAUGUAAUCCCAUUUACUGGCAGCUCGUGGAGAUUUUCUUCGCUGAAGCUGUUGGCACUGGAAUGUUGCUCUUUUUUGGGUGUAUGGGCGGUGUCUCCUUCAUGGAAGAUGUCCCUCUCCAUCCCCUUCAAGGCGCCAUCGUCUUCGCCGUCGUUGUUGCUACCAUAAUUCAGAUAUUUGGACACAUAAGCGCAGCGCACCUGAACCCUGCAGUGACGGUAGCCUUCAUGGUAUUGGGCCAGGUAUCACCUGGACUGGCGGUAGUCUACGUCUUCUCUGAGAUUGUGGGCGCUGUCCUGGGAUUCGGUCUGCUUAUGCUCCUGACGCCGCGAGACGUGCUCAGCUCGGCCAUGUCGACUGGCGUGGGUCUGUGCUGCACAGUUCCUCACACAGGACUCUCGGACGUGCAGGCGGUCGCUGUGGAGUUCUUCUCCACCUGUUUCCUCGUGAUGGUAGUGUGCGCCUGUGAGGAUCCUCGCAACGCCAACAAAGCCGACUCUACACCGCUCAAGUUUGGCUGCACAAUCCUCGCCCUCUCUAUUGCUGUGGGACCAUACACUGGAGCUAGUAUGAACCCUGUCAGAAGUCUGGGGCCUGCUUUGUGGAAUGGGCAGUGGAGGAGCCACUGGGUUUACUGGCUUGGGCCUGGUCUGGGUGGAUUCUUUACAGCGGUCUUCUAUCAAGCCAUAUUCAACAGGAACAAUGUCAAUGACGCAGCCCCUCUGGAGGAGGUCCCUCUCAACCAAGUGAAAGUGAACGUUCAAAGAACGAGUGAUAAGAAAGAGCAAAACUCGCAUUAACAGUUUGUUGAGGCAUCGCCUUUGUAACUUUCUGUAAAAACCUCAACUAAAUACCUUUAGGUAUUUAUCUAAGAAAAUGUAAGUUUAUACUUUUUAUAAGUACAGUAUAACACGAAUUAUACUGAAUGUGAACUUUUACUGAAGUAAUGCUCGGGAAUCAUAAUAUUUUAGUUAUGAUUCAUAUACGAAAGCACUUACAGAAAUGUUUUUUUUAGGAACCUCACUAACUGAAUAAAAGGAAAUCCAGAUUCCUGAUAUUACUGUCAUUAUUUACGAGUAUGUUAAAUGUAUUCACAUAGAGAAUCUUUUAUUAAACGAUGUUAUGCAUACUAAACAAACUAGUUGCAGUGUAAAACUAGAAUAAAUAUCAAGUAUUCCAUUAUAUGCAUUGAUAUAAAACCUACAAAAUGUUUAAAAUAAAUUUAAUUUAAUUUACAAUAAGUUUUGAAGUAUUUACUAAUAUUUUUGCAAGCAUUUAAAUUUACUUCUUUAUUUCACGCCAUGUUCUUCAAGAGUAGUUUAUAUAAUCAUUAGAAGUUAUUGUUUUAAGGCUUCGUGAAUCCAUUGAUAAAUUUACAGUAUAUUCAUGUAUUUAAAAGAGAACUUGAACUUUCAGUAAUCUGUCAUGAAGGUGGUUUAAACAAACCUCAGUUAUAGUUAAACAUUUAGUCAUAAGAAACUACGUCUUUCCAUCCCACUUAUCUCAUUGCACACUUUAACACGAGUUAAAUAUUGAAUUAAAUCAUAAUAAUAUACGUAAUUGCAAAAUUUUGUUUCUGCUUUAUUAAAACGCCUUGAAACAGAUAGUACUAAAAACUAAAAGACUGACUUUACAAAUGGAUUUUGCUAUUUUAUAGUAUAUGUAUGUAGUGUAAAUGAUUGUAAAAAUAGUGUAGAAAGAAUAAGAUUUUAUAAGCAAUGUUAUAUAAUAUAAUUUAGAUUAACUAUAUAAACAAUAAGUUGUAUAUAACAACGAAUUAUUAAAUGUGAAAAUGAAUUAAUUAAAUGACAUUUGUUUUGUUG